This is a messenger RNA of Zingiber officinale, 1934 nucleotides long. RefSeq names its product O-fucosyltransferase 38-like. The transcript is spliced from 11 exons. NCBI's taxonomy places the organism in Eukaryota, Viridiplantae, Streptophyta, Magnoliopsida, Zingiberales, Zingiberaceae. Gene Ontology annotation, cellular component: cytoplasm; nucleus. The record is from RefSeq and is a predicted model, not a curated record. The coding region runs from base 141 to 1616 and encodes 491 amino acids.
CCCAUACGCUGGUCGUUCGAGGGCCCAAGCGGCGAAUAAAUUUCUCAUUUAUUUCAUCCCGUAACUCAACCUGCCAAGUGGGGUGUGCUGGAGCUGCUGGCUCGCAGGAUCUGUUCGAGAGCUCCGGGAGCGCUGUGCGAAUGGUUAACCCUAGAUCUUCGUCUUCGUAUCGUCUUCGUCGAUCUCGUUUCGUGGUUCCUCCGACAAUUUAUCGCCUCGCGUUGAUCCUCCUCGCCUUCUCCGUCUUCCUCUUCCUCGUAUCUCAGAGGCAGAUUCCCGUGUUCGAUCGGGGUCCAUCGCUGCCUCAGAAGUCGUCGGAAUUAGAAGAGCGACUAUGGGAUUCUGCUUCUGGUUAUGGAUACCGUCCUUGUGUCAAGCCAACCCAUAAAUAUGCAGCUCCCCAGAAUCAGAAGCACUACUUAACUGUCAGAAGUAAUGGAGGACUUAACCAAAUGCGCACUGGUAUCUGUGAUAUGGUUGCUGUUGCUCGCUUGAUGAAUGCCACACUAAUAAUUCCACAGUUGGAUAAACGUUCUUUUUGGCAAGACACUAGCACCUUUUCUGAUAUUUUUGAUGAGUCUCACUUUAUUAAAGCUCUAGAGAAUGAUGUACACAUUGUGAGUGAGUUACCAAAGGAGAUGGAGUCAGCUCCAAGGGUUCGUAAGCACUUUACUUCUUGGUCCAGUGCAAGUUAUUAUGAGGGAAUGUCACAAAUGUGGAAGGAUUAUGAGGUCAUUCAUGUCCCCAAAUCUGAUUCCAGGCUGGCAAACAAUGACCUUCCUGUUGAUAUUCAAAGGUUGCGUUGUCGUGCUAUGUAUUAUGCCCUCCGUUUCUCAAAUCCCAUAGAAAGCCUUGGAAAGAAGCUAGUGGAACGGCUGAAGUCACAUGGCCCAUAUAUCGCUCUUCAUCUGCGUUAUGAGAAGGAUAUGCUGGCUUUUACUGGUUGUACCUAUGGUCUUACUGAUAUUGAAGCUGGAGAACUCAAAAUUUUGAGGGAGAAUACAAAUCACUGGAAGAUGAAGGGUAUAAAUUCAACUGAACAAAGACUAGGUGGUUUCUGCCCUCUGACUCCCAAGGAGGUCGGUGUCUUUCUGCAUUCUAUGGGAUAUCCGUCAUCCACAUGGAUUUACAUUGCGGCUGGUGACAUCUAUGGUGGUGAAACUUACCUUUCCGAUUUAAGGUCUCAGUUUCCGAACUUAGUUUCCAAGGAGAGUUUGGCAACUGUUGAAGAAUUAAAGGAAUUUGCAAAGCAUGCUACUCAAACUGCAGCUAUUGACUACAUUGUCUCAAUUGAAAGUGAUGUAUUUAUACCUUCAUAUACUGGAAAUAUGGCAAGAGCUGUUGAGGGUCAUAGGAGAUUUUUAGGACACCGCAAGACAAUUAAUCCAGAUAGGAAAGGAUUGGUAAAACUCUUUGAUAUGUUGGAAAAAGGAGAGCUGAAAGAAGAUACAAAAUUUUCUUCACUAGUAAUUGAUAUGCACAAACACAGACAGGGAGCGCCAAGAAAGAGGUAUGGAUCUCUGCCUGGAAGUAAAGGCCGGGAUCGGUUUAGAACUGAAGAAUCAUUUUAUGAAAACCCAUUUCCUGAGUGCAUUUGCCCAACAGAUCACCAUUGACUCUCUUCUUUGGUAAAUAUCUAAUAAAUAGUGUGUUUUUGGCAAUUACUAGAUAAACUGAAAGCAACUUUUCACUCAUCAAUAUGCUGAAUUACAUAUAGGUAAUUGAAUUAAUUCUAAGACAUUUCUUUUUUCAAAUUUAGUCACUGAUAUUUCAGAUGAUGUUAUCUGUUGGCAUUGUUCGUAACUUUGUUGGUCUUGCUCCCCCGUGAUUAUCCGUCGUGGAUUGUUUUUCAGGUCUUUGUUUUAGUUGUUUACACUUCGUAGGGACAGAGGUAAAAACUAAUAGAUUCAUUUCUCUGAGUCUUUUUUUUUUAA